AUGAAGCCACACGACGACGGAAUGAACGGUCAUGAAUCGAGCGGCGGGGGCUCGCGGUCGGACGACAGCGAGGGCGAGGAGGCGUGCGCGCUUGAGGAGGAGCUGUCGCUGACGGACGAGGCGUGGCCGGCGCGCGCGCUGGCGGCGCUCAAUGCGCUGCGCAAGGCGCGCCAGCACUACGACGUGCUGCUGGCGGGCGACGCGGGCGAAGAGGUGGCGGCGCACCGCGCUGUGCUGGCGGCCGCGUCGCCACGCCUGCUAGCCGAGCUGCCUGCCGCGCCCGCGCAGCCCGCGCCUGUGCUGCGUCUGCCCGACGUGGAGGGCUGGGCGCUGCGCGAGCUGGUGGAGUACGCUUACACCGGCCGCCUGCGUGUGCGCGACGCGGCCGCGGCGCGCCGGCUAUACGGCGCGGCGGCGCGCCUGCGCGUGGAGGCGGCGCGCGCGCACCUUGCCGAGCGCCUGCUGCGCCGAGUGGCCCCGCACACCGCGCUCGCCCUGCGCGCGCUGCCCGACCUGCAUCAGCGCCACCGUGCCGCGCUCGACAGCUACAUCGCACAGCACUUCGACGAGGUGUGCGAGAGCGGCGCGCUGGCGGCGCUGCCGCUGCUGCGCGUGGAGCUGCUGCGCGAGACCAGCGCCGAGCGCGGUGAGGAGGCACCAGCCGCCGUGGCCGACGCCGCGCUGGCCUGGCUCCGCGACCAGCUCGCCGCCGGGGCGCACUUGGAGGAGCUGUGCUCGCGGACGCACCUGCUGUUCGUGGACUGCAGCGGCGCGCUGCGGGACUGCGGCGAGCUGCCGGCCGGCCAGGGCGACGCGCCCGAGCUGCUGCAGUACCGGCGCGAGGCGGCCGGCCGCCAGCGGCGGCCCGAUGCGCCCACUGCGUCGCCCGAGGGUAGCGGUGCGGGUGGAGCGGAGGGGGAGUGGUGCGUAGUGGCGGCUGGCGGCGCGGGCGCGGGGGCCACGCGCGCCCUGCUGGCGCUGCGCGGGCGGCUAGCGGCGGCGCGCGUGGCGUGGCGCACGGGCGCGGCGGCGGCUGCGCGGCGCGGGGCGCGGCUGGGCGGCGAACGGCCGCGCGACGCCGACGCGGUGCUCGAGCCCGCGCCCGCGCCCGAGCCGGCCGGUGCGGAACGGCGCGCGCCCAUGUCGGUACCGCGCUGCGCGCUGGGUGCCGUGGCGCUGGCCGGUCGCUUGCUGGUGUGCGGUGGCUACGACCGCGCGCGCGUACUGCGCUGUGCCGAGGAGUACGACCCGGACACAAACCGCUGGCGCGCGCUGCCCGACAUGCGCUGCGCGCGUGCGCGAUUCCCAGCCGCGCGGUUGGGCGAUACAGUAUAUGCGCUGGGCGGCAGCGACGGGCACGCUGAGCUGGACUCGGUGGACGCGUUCCGCGCGGGCGGCUGGGUUGCGCGCGCUCGACUCCCGCUGGCCCGCUCGCACGCGGCCGCGGCGGCCGACGAGGCGCGUGGGCGGUUGUACGUGGCGGGCGGCUGGGCGGCUGGCCGCAGCCUGCGCCAGGUGCACGAGUACGACCCCGCCACCGACACCUGGACCGACGCGCCGCCCCUCAACGUCGGGCGGUCGCAGUGCGCGGGCGUAUUUUGGGAGGAGGCGCUGUGGGUGCUGGGCGGCUGCGACGCGUGGCGCUGCCUCGCGUCCACGGAGACGCUGGCGGUGGGCGGGGCGGGCGGCGCGGCCAGCGCGGCUUGGAGUUCGGGCCCGGCGCUGCCUAGCGCGCGGCGUGCAGUGGGCGGCGCCGUGUGGCGCGGACGGCUGCUGGCGGCGGGCGGCUCGGCAGGCGCGGCGUCACUGCGCGGCACGGCGUACCUCACGAGUGGAGCGGCCGCGUGGCGCGCCGGCCCGGCGCUGCGCGAGGCGCGCGCGGCGCCCGCGCUGUGCGUACUGCGCGACGUGCUGUACGCAGCGGGCGGCUUCGGCGGGACCGACGGCCACGAGUUCCUGGCGUCCGUCGAGUGCCUGUACGAGCCGGACGGCUGCUGGACCACGCUGUGCGCGCCGCCGCCGCUCGCCCGCACGCCCACGUUAGAAAAUAAGGAGGGAGAGGCUAUUUACAACCAUGACGCAGAGCGUAACGGCGGACACGAAAUAGAAGUCGUUAGCGAGAGUGAAAUUAAACCAGACAGCGAACAAAAUGGCAAAACAGUAGACAAGAAAAAUUUCAACAGUGCGAGCGAGCAGCACAGCAAAAUGGAAAGCGUCGAACACCAACGUCAGCCUGAGCAAGAGAAACAGAGCAGCGGCGAACUGAGCUGCACGAACUCUGCCCAAUAG
Messenger RNA from Parnassius apollo (apollo), 2289 nucleotides. Lineage: Eukaryota; Metazoa; Arthropoda; Insecta; Lepidoptera; Papilionidae. The record is from the annotation of a GenBank genome assembly.